ACGAGCCAAGCAGGCAUAACUGUGCGCUUGUUUUCCCGGCGGGGACCGGAGAGUUGACACAUAACGGUACACUGCCGACUUAUUGUAACUGGGCGGUGUCGACUGAAGGCUGAAGGAGGAGGUUGUCUGUGUGCGGCUGUUACAAGAGAGAGAGAGAGAGAGAGAGAGAGGAGAGAGAGAGAGAGAAGAGGGGCGCAUUCAAGGAAUUCAUUGUUGCUCUAACCGGUGGACACACUCGCUACAUUGCUUGAAGACGCCGACAAGACAGAGUGAAGAGUGCCGGAGGAAAACAUGGUUGAUUACUAUAAUGUCUUGGGAGUUUCCAAAACUGCCUCUCAGGAUGAAAUCAAGAAGGCGUACAGGAAACUAGCACUGAAAUGGCAUCCGGACAAAAAUCCGGAGAACAAAGAGGACGCAGAGAAAAAGUUCAAAGAGCUGGCUGAGGCCUAUGAAGUCUUAUCUGACAAAAGUAAGCGUGAAGAAUAUGACAGAUUUGGGAACGACACAAUGAGAGACAGAGGUUCCUCCAGCUCAGACUUUCCGUCAGGAUUCUCCUUCACAUUCCGCAGCCCAAACGAUGUGUUCAAGGACUUUUUUUCGGGCCAGGACCCCUUUGCUUAUUUCUUUGAUGACUUCUCCUCCUUUGAAAGCCCAUCCUCUCGCCCCGGCCCCAGUCGGUUCUUCUCCUUUCCUUCAGCAGGAGCUGAUUUCACCUCCUUCUCCUCUUCCAUGGGAGGUCUUGACGGGAUGGACAGCAUCGGUGGAGGGAUUGGAAAUAUCAAAUCAGUAUCUACCUCCACUCGCGUCAUAAACGGAAAACGCACCACCACAAAGAAGACAAAAGUGAACGGGCAGGAAAGAGUAGAGAUUGAAGAGGAUGGGGUGUUGAAGAAAGUUCUAAUUAAUGGUGUGGAGGAUGACAUGGCCCUGGCACUGGAGCUGAGCCGACGAGAGGGACAGCCCGGUCACUCCCCUCAGAAGCCGAAGAUCCCAAACAGAUCAUCUGCCGACUCACACACUGAGUCAACACAUCGCUCUUUUAGCUCCGCCCCCUUCUACCACUACGGGGUUGAGGCAGCCAGCGACGAUGACGAAGACCUGCAGAUGGCUCUGGCAUGCAGCCUGUCAGAAAUGGAAGCCGAGCAGAGAGCAGCUGUAACGGACAUCAUAACAGGUGCUGUGCGCGCAGGCAAAGUUAUGGCCGACAAAGGUGGUGGCCAUCAGAGACGUGUGUUUGUUAAGACUACAACUGUUAAUGUUGAUGGUAGUGAACACACGCUUUCAGGGGAGGUCGGUGAGAAUGGGCAGUUUAAAAUGGGCCCAGAGUCCGGAGGUGGGUGGAAAACAGGGGGGGAAGGAAGCAGGGAAUCAGACUCUUCUCCUGAGUCUCCCACAACGACCAGCAGUACAGCAGAGAGUCAAAGCAGUAAGCAGGAGUCUGAGAGUGCCACAAAAAGCAGUGAACAAGAGUCUGAGUGUGCCACAAAAAGCAGUGAACAGAGUCUGAGUGUGCCACAAAAAGCAGUGAGCAGGAAAGUGAGCUUGCCACAAAAAUCAGUGAGCAGGAGUCUGAGCGUGAGUGUGCCAUAAAAAACAGUGACAAGGGUGUGAAAAAGAAAAACAAGUGUGGCUGCGUUGUGAGCUAACUCGGUGCGUGUGCCUUAUUUCUAAUACUUAUACCUCAUUGUUGUGCCUACAGCCUAACUCUAAUGUAAUGUGAUUUACAGUCACUUAUUUGAAGGCGGUGCCUCAACUCGCUCAAGGCUUCUCUGAAAGAGAUGACUAUCAUAAUUGACAGAGUUUGGAGUGUUUUUGCUGUGGCUCUUAUGAUUGCCAACAUCAAUGUAUCAAUGUAGUUUGCCAAUCAGUAGUUUUUUUUUGUGUGCCAAAUAAUAACAAACGGGAUCUGAUGAUUAUAGCACAGGUCUAUAGUUUAUUCUUUGUUUUAUUAACACAUCUAAAAGCUGUGAUCAGUGUUUGGAUACAAAGCAAAACACAGGAAUGUUGCUGAGUGUAUAAAUUUGCCCCAACAUCCCCAGAGGUUGAAAAGAGUGGGAUUAAGAGGGAUUUUCGACGUGGCAAAGAAAAGCGAUUGAAAUUCCUGUAAGGACAGAGUGAUGUUUGUGUGUUAGCAUUAUUCUACUGUGUACAUGGGUGUGGUGUAUGCCAAGGUCAGUUAAGACCAUGACAUGGAAUUUUCUUAAUCCACCCUAUAGGGAAUCUAUGAGAUGUGAGUCACACUCGUCGUACUAUUCAACUCUAAAUGAAAAUGUAAUGCUCAAUAACGAUCUGUGUUUCCUGCUUAAAUGAUUCUACUUUCAGGAAUAUGUGAAGCACAAACACAUUCACACAUGCCUUGUAAAUACAUGCAGCCUGCCUUUUCCAGUGGGAGUUGUUUAAACCUGUGACCUUCUUUUAACCUCUGUACUUUUGUACUAUUUGCACAUAAAUCCAUUGACCUUAAUGCAUUUUAAUUGAGAUACUAAUAAUGUUUGGUCAGAGAAUGGGCCUCUCUGGUGUUCAGCAUUAUGAAACAAUAACUUAGUUACAAAUAAUCAUGAUUACAUUUUUUACAUUUUGUUUUUCACUUGCUUAUACAACUUAUAUACACAAUGUGCCAAGUUAGGGAAUCAAGUGAUUCUCAAUCAAAGCAAAUGCAUUUGAGUGAAGGACUUCAACAGAGUUUUUGUGCUUUUAGAGACUUUUUCCGCUCGCACCACAUUGCAGCCCAACUUUCCACCAUAAUAAGUAAACGAUAGAGCUCCACAAGAAUGAUUGGGAGUACCGUCAUGUAUUCUUAGAAUGGGAGACUGUCGCUGCAGUUUGUUUCACAACUUCCACGACUUUGAAAGUAUGACAAUCUACAUGUCUUCAUUUACUCAGUUAAUGGUGUCAGUGUUCUCUUGAUAUGAACAUUUGAAUCCACAUCACUUAAGACCACCAAAUGACCUUGAAUCAGAGAAAAUAUUUUCUUGUACACACCCCAGUCAUACAUGAUACAUGAUCCAUGCAUUCAAACUGGUGUGUAAAUCAAACUGGUCCUCCUGUCUAGUCCUCAGAGUAACUGGUGGCUAUUUUGGGGAAACAGAUGGUUUCUCCUAUGCAUAUAAAUAUCAGCUUGUAUUAUUUGUAUUAUAUUGUACUGCCAUGUGCUUUUGUUUUGGAUUGUUCAAAGGGAAAAACAAAUAAUAAAGAUUGACACGAAUAGCAGUGACA
Labrus bergylta (ballan wrasse) is the source of this 3216-nucleotide messenger RNA. It is a transcript of the gene dnajb2, whose product is annotated as DnaJ heat shock protein family (Hsp40) member B2. The record is from RefSeq and is a predicted model, not a curated record. Lineage: Eukaryota; Metazoa; Chordata; Actinopteri; Labriformes; Labridae. Gene Ontology annotation, molecular function: Hsp70 protein binding.